UAAAUGAAGGAGAGAGGUUAUGCAAGUGGCACCUGUCGCCGUUAACUGAUUUUUACGCAGUAAUUGAAUUAGAGGAGAGGAGCGUCGGAGGCGGGGGGAGGAGGGCGGAAGGAGGCGGGAGGAGGGGCGCUGCUGACAGGUAGACGAGCUGUGCGCUGUCCGCGGUUCUGAUACCUCCUCCGGCUGCUGCCUCACCUCAGAUUUCACUGGAGCUCCGCCGACCCGCACCGGCUGGAGAAUUUCACUUUUGCAACUCAAUUUCUCAAAGAAUUGUGAAAAGGACUCACCGCGCCCCUCACGUCCUACCAAAAAAGAAAAAAAACACAUCAACUUUACAUUUUCUGCGUUGCUGUCUUCUAAUCGCUGCCUGGAUCUUAAAAUGGCACUGCGUGGAUUAACAUUGCGCAAGGCAAAAGCGGACUUAUUUGACUGCUGUUUUGUGACUGUGAAACCAGCCCUUUCAGACUGAACGCGUUUCGUCUCUUGGCUCAUCUUUUCAGGACAUCGAGACAUUUUUUUCUGCUUUACAGACAAGAGCGCGUCAUUGGGAUUAAUAUUUUAACAAUAUGCUCAUUAAUGCAGCGCAGCCAUUUCUUAUAGUAUUAUAGAAUUUUAUAGAGGAUUUGGAUAUGGAGCCAGGCGUGGAGAAAGCUGCCCCCACCACCAAGGAGGGAAUAAAACAGAUCGCAGGAAAGGCCCUCGGGAAAAUAUAUAGGAGGCUGGAAAAGAAGCAGCAGACAGGUGAGGCGAUCGAGCUCACGGAGGAUGGCAGACCCACGGGGGAACCGGAGCGGAAGGCGCCCCUCUGUGACUGCACUUGCUUCGGGCUUCCGCGCAGAUACAUCAUCGCUAUGCUGAGCGGGAUGGGCUUCUGCAUCUCCUUCGGCAUCCGGUGUAACUUGGGUGUGGCCAUCGUCAGCAUGGUCAAUAACAGCACGAUCCACCAAAACGGCAAGAUCAUCGUCACGGAGAAAGCAAAAUUCAACUGGGACCCAGAGAUCGUGGGGAUGAUUCAUGGCUCCUUCUUCUGGGGGUACAUAGUGACUCAGAUCCCAGGAGGGUAUAUCUCCUCCAGGCUGGCUGCAAACAGGGUUUUCGGUGCUGCCAUUGUGCUGACAUCCAUCUUGAACAUGUUCAUUCCUUCUGCCGCCCGGACGCACUACGGAUGCGUCAUCUUUGUGAGGAUAUUACAAGGGUUGGUGGAGGGAGUGACUUAUCCAGCCUGCCACGGGAUAUGGAGCAAAUGGGCUCCGCCGCUGGAGAGGAGUCGUCUCGCAACCAUUUCCUUCUGUGGGUCCUAUGCUGGUGCAGUGAUAGCCAUGCCUCUGGCUGGGAUCCUGGUGCAGUACGCUGGCUGGUCCUGUGUCUUCUAUGUGUAUGGAUGCUUCGGGAUAUUUUGGUACAUGUUCUGGGUCCUGGUGUCCUACGAGAGCCCGGCGGAGCACCCCACCAUCACUGACGAGGAGCGCCGUUACAUCGAGGAUAGCAUCGGUGAAACCGCCCAACUGAUGAGCGCGAUGGAGAAAUACAAGACCCCCUGGAGGAAGUUCUUCACCUCCAUGCCUGUCUAUGCAAUCAUUGUGGCCAACUUCUGCAGGAGCUGGACCUUUUAUCUGCUCCUUAUCAGCCAGCCUGCAUACUUUGAGGAGGUGUUUGGCUUUGAAAUCAGCAAGGUUGGAAUGGUGUCAGCACUUCCUCACCUGGUCAUGACCAUCAUCGUGCCCUUAGGAGGCCAGUUAGCCGACUACCUGCGGACCCACAACAUCUUGUCCACCACCACGGUCCGGAAGAUCAUGAACUGUGGAGGGUUCGGUAUGGAGGCCACUCUCUUGCUAGUGGUUGGUUAUUCUCACAGUAAGGGGAUGGCCAUCUCCUUCUUGGUUCUGGCGGUGGGUUUUAGUGGAUUUGCAAUAUCAGGUUUCAACGUCAACCAUCUAGACAUCGCUCCUCGCUACGCCAGCAUCCUCAUGGGUAUAUCAAACGGGGUGGGGACCCUGUCAGGGAUGGUCUGCCCUCUAAUAGUGGGAGCCAUGACAAAGAACAAGACGCGGGAAGAGUGGCAAUACGUCUUCCUCAUCGCCGCCCUGGUGCACUACGGAGGAGUGGUGUUUUAUGGGAUCUUUGCAUCUGGGGAGAAACAGCCAUGGGCCGACCCCGAAGAAACCAGCGAAGAGAAGUGCGGCUUCAUCGACGAGGACGAGCUGGCCGAAGAGACGGGUGACAUCACCCAGGGUUACGGCGCCAUGGCCGGUCCGGCUAAAAGCUACGGGGCCACUGCGCAGCUCAACGGAGGUUGGGUUCAGGACUGGGAUAAGACGGAGGAGUAUGUUCAGGAACCGGCCGGAAAGAUGUACGCUGAGCGCGGGUACUCUUAAGCCGGACUCGUCUGUUUACGGGGGGGAAAAAAAUACAGACUCUGCAUCACGGAUUCGCACAACAUUCACUUAGAUGUUUAAAUCCAUUCUGUGUGAAACCGUCACUACUUUCAAAAAGCCAAUGUAAACGAAUAGUUGAAUGCAAUGCAGAACAAUCCUCACUAGAUUCUCACACGCUCUCGUCACAUCUACCUACUAUAGGGCUUCACUAUAAAGAGAGCAAAGAAAAACUGCAGGCCUACGUUGUACUUCUUAGGCACUCAAAACCUCAUCAAUCUACUUGAACAACGGGAACCAGAUGACACUGCAGUUGACCAUCGAAUAGGGGCUUUCUCUGAAAUACCACUAUGAUUGCACUGAAACUAUAAGUAUUCUAAAUCAAGAUUUUAGUCAGUUUCUCAGAUGUGUUUUAUGUACUGUAUAUACCUGUAUACUGUUUCUGUGAGACUAUUGUGGAUUUUGGGUCGUUGAUCUGUGUUAACAUUAAUAUAAAAGGCCAUAUUUUUCAUGGACAGCACCUUUUCAGGGAGAUGUCUGCUUGCAAAAAAAGGUCUCCUUCUCCUCGAGCGAGGCCUAUAAUACUCUAUAAGACAAAAAUAGCGUGAGUGAAGUUGAACUGUAGAGUUUUAGUGUGUGUUUGUUGCAUGAAUUUGCUCAGAUCAAUGUUUCCGAUGCAACCGCCUCACAGUCAUCGAUAGUCCUCAUUCGGCUCCCUGCUUUGUUCCUAGGCGUCUUCUGCCAUUAUGAAUAAUAAGAUGAACUUCGAUGAAUCAGGUGCCAGUCGUGAUUUGAGACCAAUCAAAAAAGUUUUGAAGGCGAUUGCUCAGAGGACAUUGUUUAUUGAUGUUUGGUGUGCACUGCAAUAAAUUCUUGUACCAGCCGCCAUCCGUCACAUUCUGUUUUGUAAUGUAACACUGGCUUGCUGUAUCUAACUGUAAUUGUUUUGGAGUCAUGUGAUGCUCAACAUUAAGGUGUGUGUUUUAACGAAUUACUAGUGUCUGGAGAAGCCAGCUUUAGUGCUCAUGGUGCAGGACGAGUGGCAUUUCGACAGCGAGGAAUGCAGUAUCGUGUGUGAACAACCAGGUUGUCGUGAUCUCUUGGUGUUUCUUGGUUGUUCUCAUUGUCACCAAAAGUAUUUUGUUGACACUUUGAUAUCGUCACGUUUGAUCGGACCACUUGAGUUAAUAGAUCGCUCUUCCACAUGCAUUUAUUUGCUAUUUGUGCACUUUCUUAAUUUUAAUGUAUGAAAUUUGCAAGGAUGUUUAAAAUAUAUGAAUAUUUAAGAAUGUUUAAGCUGACCAAAAGAUGCUAUUGCGGCUUUGUGCCUGAAGUUUAUGUAAACAUAUAAAUGUGAUUUUAUGGCUUCUAAUAUUGUGUUUAAUGAAGAGGUAUGUUGAUGUCAAAAGUGUUAAAAGUAUAAAGAAUACUAUCAUUUUAUAAAAAACAAAAAACAAAAGUC
Messenger RNA from Pungitius pungitius (ninespine stickleback), 3834 nucleotides. RefSeq names its product solute carrier family 17 member 6a (gene slc17a6a). The record is from RefSeq and is a predicted model, not a curated record. Gene Ontology annotation, molecular function: L-glutamate transmembrane transporter activity; neurotransmitter transmembrane transporter activity. Bases 630 to 2375 code for a protein of 581 amino acids. NCBI's taxonomy places the organism in Eukaryota, Metazoa, Chordata, Actinopteri, Perciformes, Gasterosteidae. Gene Ontology annotation, biological process: transmembrane transport; neurotransmitter loading into synaptic vesicle; regulation of synapse structure or activity. The transcript is spliced from 12 exons. Gene Ontology annotation, cellular component: excitatory synapse; synaptic vesicle membrane.